Molecule: messenger RNA, 3702 nt
Organism: Cyprinus carpio (common carp)
Lineage: Eukaryota; Metazoa; Chordata; Actinopteri; Cypriniformes; Cyprinidae
Product: potassium channel tetramerization domain containing 16b
Exons: 3
Coding region: 873-2150 (425 amino acids)
Biological process (GO): protein homooligomerization; regulation of G protein-coupled receptor signaling pathway
Cellular component (GO): postsynaptic membrane; presynaptic membrane
Molecular function (GO): protein binding
Source: RefSeq, a predicted model, not a curated record
CCACUGAACAGCCUCACACAAACUGAGACUCAUUUUCUCUCUCUAAAAGUACAGUAAGUCAUUGGCAAACGCUUGAAUUAACAAAUGAGAGCACAAAAUGUCAUUCCAGGCAGUCGGUUUUCUAUAGUUAAAUCAAUAUGCUGACUGUAUGAACUAUAGCAAUCACAUCUGGCUGACACUGAUAUUAUACACAGACGCAUAUGCCAGCAACGCGACAGCAUCGCAUACUCCUUUAAGAUGAUGUAAUUUUUGAUAACCCAUUGUGUUCUUUUUCCCGCCCGCUGAGGCAACAACAGCUGAGGCGGUUAUUUUCCCGCGCCACAGCCCUGAGAGCGAGCGAUGCUGCAUCAUCUUCACUUCUAAACCCCACCAACACACAAACCCUGGAUUAAUGUCAGAGGAUCACAGAGGGGAUUUACUUCUAAACAGCUGGGAUUAUCGAUCGACCCCCUUAGUGGCUAUAAAACAUGUGUUUUGAACUGUUUUCAAUUAUAUUCUUUUGAAACUAUUCAGUUUGGUCGUCAAAAGUUGGAUUCCAACCGCUGCCGAACUUGCGAAGGAAUAAGCAGCCGUGCCUAUCGCCGUGUCCAUCCGCUGCUGAGCAACCGAUCCUCCUUUGCGCGGAGCGACUCUCUGCUGUGCGCCUAUAGUUCCAGCUCGGAUACUCCGCCGUUCAUUCCCUCUUUUUGAUUUGUGUCAUCUGCGGUUAAGAGGUUGGUUUUUGUAACUGUAAGGUACCUGCUCCAAUUAGUCGGUUGAAAUGCUAUUUUUAUGGCCAUUUAAUGUUCAUGGUCCAUCGUCUGUAUUUUCUAAACGCUUCGUGAAGCUGUAGAGAGCGAACUUUCAAAAAUACGGAUAUUUUUUUGCCACCCAUGACCGAAACAAUGGCGUUAAGUGGAAACUCUAGAGCUAAAGACAGCAGUUUUCCAGACGUUAUUGAACUAAACGUCGGGGGCCAAGUGUAUUAUACUCGUCACGCCACGUUAAUCGGCAACCCCGGCUCCCUUUUAGGGAAAAUAUUCUCUACUAAAAAUAACGCAUCGAAUGAUCUGGCCAGGGAUCCCAAAGGUCGUUACUUCAUCGACCGGGAUGGGUUUUUAUUCAGAUAUGUGUUAGACUACCUCAGAGACAAGCAAGUUGUCCUCCCUGACCACUUCCCUGAGAAGGGAAGGCUGAGGAAAGAAGCGGAGUACUUUCAAUUGCCAGACUUGGUUAAACUCUUAACCCCGGACGACUUGAAGCCCAGUCCCGAUGAAUACAUCCACAGUGAUUACGAGGACGGCUCUCAAGGAAGCGACCAGCGGAUGUGCCCUCCACCGUCGCUCGUUCCCGCCGACAGAAAAAGCGGGUUCAUCACAGUCGGAUAUCGCGGGUCUUGUACGGUGGGCAGGGAGAGUCAAACCGAUGCCAAAUUCCGGAGGGUGCCGCGGAUUUUGAUUUGUGGGAGGAUUGCGCUGGCCAAAGAAGUUUUUGGCGAGACCCUGAACGAGAGCAGGGACCCAGACAGGACCCCUGACAGAUACACGUCCCGCUUUUACCUCAAGUUCAAGCACCUGGAGCGCUCUUUCGACAUGCUCUCGGAGUGCGGCUUCCAGAUGGUCGCGUGUAACUCGUCAGUGACGGCCUCGUUCGUCAACCAGCAUACUGACGACAAGAUAUGGUCAAGUUACACUGAGUACGUCUUUUACCGUGGCCCAUCUCGCUGGUCAUCUCCACCUUGCGACUGCUGCUGCAAGGGUCACAAAGGUGAAGGUGAAGGUGAGAGUGGAACCUCCUUUAACGAGCUCUCCACCUCCAGUUCAGAGAGCCAUUCUGAGGCCAGCUCUCCACAAGGUACCGUCAUCCGUGGCCCGGUCAGCCGACAGACGCACGUGCAAACGUUGGACAGGCCUCCCAAGAAAGGCCCCGUUCAGCAUCUCCUGCAGCAACAGCAGUCUGAGCAGCGUCGCAAGAGUGACCUUCUCCGGACGCUCACCGCAAGUUCCCGGGACACCAGCACCUGCAAGAAGCGGCCAGCGAAAGAAAAGUUGACUGUGGAAGAGGAGCUGGAGAAGUGCAUCCAGGACUUCCGCAAGAUCAAGAUUCCUGAGCGCUUUCCUGAGCGCAAGUACAUGUGGCAAGCCGACCUCCUGCGCAAAUACCGUCUUUGAGGGAUGGCGGUAACCUAAAAGCGCAAGCUAUAAUAGCGUACGUGUUCACUACUAAUACUACAACUACAAUUUCUAGUACAUACCACACUACUACUGCCUCUGACUUGUUGUCAAUAUCACUCGAUAACCCGAGCGACCACUGCAUCCGCUCGAACGCUAAUUGUUUACUUGUAAACACCUACAUUUUUGUAGAGUUCCAGAGAGAUGCAAGUGUUUUCGAAAGACGCACAACUACUAGUCUCUUUGGUUUCGGUCUCCCUUGCUGUGUUACACUUUGUGUGUAAUUGUGUUUGUUACAACUGAAUUUUUGACUUCUGUAUGUUAGUGCCACAGCUAUUGAGUUGAGGUGGCCCAGAGGUUGAAAGAUGAAUGUGUAUCCACCUCAUAAAUAAUGCAUGUGGUCCCAACUGUGCCCUUUCUAAGAAUAGCCACUGCCUUGGCGGAUGUGAGAGUGGGUUUCCAUUUGAACACCCUGAGAAGCACAGAAGACCAUGGAGCCAACCGUAUUUUCCCUUUUUCGGAUUCUCCACAUUCCAUUUUCAUACCUCAGCCAAGCUGCAAUCAAAGACCCCUCCACAUAUAGUCAUGGCAUAAAAGGGUUGUUGGUGGAAACCCAAUAACAUCACAUAAAGGCUUUAAAACUGCUGCCUGAAACAUAUUGAUUUAAAGAUGAUAUUCCAAACAGGAGUGGAUGAUGACUUACUCCUGAGGUCAAAGGUUAUAUAUGGAAAGUUCAGAAAAUCAUGACAAUAACAGGAAAGGGUUAGGGUUAUGUCCUGGAAAGAAAUCACAUAUUGAUCAACAUGAACAUAGUUUAGGGUUGUGCAAUCGUUUUGCUGAACACAGCUUUUACUGUACAUUCCAUCACUAAUAAUAGUGAGCGAAUAUGAGAAAUGGAAGUCUUCUGGUUGUAUGUUCUGUAAGGACCAUUACAUUUAAUGAGACCUAUGCAUAACUGAUGAUAAUUCAGUGGAAACAUAUUGGUGUAAGUAAUGAUUAAUAAUGAACAUCAUCCUUAAUAAACACACCAAUAAAGCUUAGAUAUAUUUUGUUUAAUUUAACUUUUAACAUUUUGCAAUGAUUUGCAAGGAUUUUCGAAACCAAUAUAAGCACUAUAAGUUGCUGCUACUGAAUUUAUGAAAUCUGAAAACUAUUCUAGACAGACCUCAGUAUAAGGAGAAUGGAUUAAUAAUUACAAUAUUUAAAUAAAAACUAAAAUAAUAAUAUCAAUGCCACAUAUUUAUUUUCAAACUGUUAAAUUACAAUAGACAACUAUGGAAGUGAAAAAUGUUCCUCUUCCUCAUUCAGUAUCACCUAUUUCCCUUUUCACUAAUUUUCUAUAUUUUAUACCUUAACUAAGUAUGAUGAACAGCCUUAAACUGAGUUUACCUUAAUGUUACACAACUGAUUACAAAAAUGUGACUAGAUGUUCAAAGAGAGGCACACGUUUAUUCAGUACAUCACAUCUUCACAGAUUUUAUGUAUAAUAUGUGGACCUUUUGAUUUGUAUUUGCAUUCUGUGUACUGAGGCAUCUACUGUAAAAAAAAAAAA